AUGUUUGGUUCUUGUUCUUUAUGGUUUCAUAAGAUCUGUUCCAUAGUUUGUCGGUUAAAUUUAAGGUUUGUGAAGAAAAUUUGGGAUCUUUUUGCGACGGACAUGGGAUCAUCAUCAGGGGCAGCGCCAGAAUUUGAUUAUCUGUUUAAGCUGUUGAUGAUAGGAGAUUCUGGGGUUGGAAAAAGUAGCCUUUUGCUCAGCUUCACGUCUGAUACUUUUGAAGAUCUCUCUCCUACCAUUGGAGUUGAUUUCAAGGUAAAGCAUGUUACUCUUGGAGGGAAAAAAUUGAAGCUUGCGAUUUGGGAUACUGCCGGACAGGAAAGAUUUAGGACUUUGACUAGUUCAUACUAUAGAGGAGCUCAAGGAAUCAUCAUGGUUUAUGAUGUGACAAGGCGAGACACCUUUACGAAUCUUUUGGAUAUUUGGGCUAAAGAAAUUGACCUCUAUUCAACAAAUCAAGAUUGUAUUAAGAUGCUAGUUGGCAACAAAGUCGAUAAGGACAGUGAAAGGGUUGUGAGCAAAAAGGAAGGAGUCGACUUUGCAAGGGAGUAUGGCUGCUUGUUCAUUGAGUGUAGUGCCAAAACUCGAGUAAAUGUGGAACAAUGUUUUGAGGAACUCGUCUUGAAGAUCUUGGAGACACCAAGUCUGUUGGCGGAAGGGUCAGCUGGUGUGAAAAAGAACAUCUUCAAACAGAAACCUCCUGAGUCGGAUGCUGCUAGCGGUUGCUGUUGA
Messenger RNA from Striga hermonthica, 732 nucleotides. The record is from the annotation of a GenBank genome assembly. Lineage: Eukaryota; Viridiplantae; Streptophyta; Magnoliopsida; Lamiales; Orobanchaceae.